This is a messenger RNA of Tetrahymena thermophila SB210, 297 nucleotides long. RefSeq lists its product as hypothetical. The record is from RefSeq and is a predicted model, not a curated record. The transcript has a single exon. NCBI's taxonomy places the organism in Eukaryota, Ciliophora, Oligohymenophorea, Hymenostomatida, Tetrahymenidae.
AUGAAAUAUAAUAAUAAUUACUCAUUUAAUGCUCUAAAUCAAAGAUCAAUAAACAACGAUUAAUACUUUCCUGCAGAAGUAUAAUAGAAUACUAGUUUUAUACUUGUGCCCUGGAACAAUAGUGUUCAAGAAAACUUUAAGCAUUAAUUCAGCACUUCUGCCAUACCUGCCAUAAAACCCAGGUAAUAAAUUAUAGCUACCUAGAUUCUACCAUACCUUCCAUCAAACCCAGAUAACCAGAUGAUCCAUCUAUCAUAAACCCCUGUUUAAAACAUAAGUUUUAACAUAGCAAUCUGA